CAACAUCAUUUUUAAUUGCAAAACAAGACAAAACAAAUAUUCGCAAAUGUGAUAUAAGUCAUCAAAACAGACGAUGUUGAUGGACGUUCUUAUACAUCAUUUCUUUAUCGCGUGGUUUCUACUAGUUGGACUCCGCAGCGAAAUGGUGCUGGACGUCCCAGAGUUACGAGAAGGAGUUGCCGGAAAUAUCACGUGUUCCGUUUACAAUGUGAAACAUCCUGCAAAAAUAGAACUAUCACUGGAUAAUAAAUUACUCUCGGAUAUGAAGCAGAAAAACAUGUAUGAUACUGUAUCUGGUACAUAUACCAGUAUAAAAACAGUGACUGCAAUGGAAAGAUCUUGGAAUGAUAAGUCAUUUCAAUGUUUAUCUUAUACGAUAGGACCCGCCGAUAAAUAUUUUUACCACGAUUUCAAAAACCAAACGGUUUAAUACAAAUAUCCACCAUCCAGCAUGAUAAUGAUCAGUCCAAAAACGCCGAUCAAUAUGAUGUCAUAGUAUCCGUUGACCAUCACAUGCGCGGCCAUUGACAGUAACGCAGACUGCAUGAUCAAAUGGACUUCAGAUCUUCCUGAUGUACAUCUGAACAGUACAACACAAGCGGGACAUCAUAUCGUGUCGACGUUACAUGUCACUGUGUCACAGGGCAAUUCAGGUCACAACAUAAGUUGCCAUACAGAAUGUGUGGACUUGGUCGUACAUUUCAUCAAGGUCUAUACCAUCGACCUUCCACUUAAAUGAAACGACAGUUGACUCCGUUACCCAGUAUGCGUGUUUUGCUGUAAACGUUCAUGGACAAGACCACAAAAGCUUCAAUGCCACGGACAAUGGUGAUGCAGCGACCGAUGGUUCAGAAGGAAAACUGGUGUUCAUGAACGCGUUAAUAAUAUCGGUUGUAUCUGUGGUCGUUUGCUUCGGUCUUUUCCUAGGCUGUGCUGUAUAUAAACGUUUAACACAGUCAGAUGAGGUUAUUCGUCCCAAGGGAAUGAGCUCAGAUGUUGCAACGAACUUUCAACCAUCCACACCAGGAAAUGCCUCGGUUCAACAUGAAAUACAUGAACCACGUUACGCAAACAACAUUUCUUCAAAUAUAGAUAGGUCAUUAACGCAGGUCGAUAGAGAGGGUCAGCUUAUCUACGCGGACAUUGACAUCGAGUUUCUUGAGCAAAACAGAGCCACCCGGCCUCCGCCAGGCGACAUCGAUCAUACGGUGUACACCAGUGUGCGCAUCACGAAAGGGAAUGAACGGGACGUGUGCUGAAUGGACUAUAUAUUCAGUAUAUAUUAAGGGACAACAUCCAUACCAUGUGCAUCAUUAUACGCUUCUCGAAAUAAGUCGAGAGUAACCCCGAAACACUUUUGCGGAGCGUGUUAUUCAUGGAAUAUUAGUGACUAUAAACAGUGUUGCUUGAGUUGCGAAUGCCCAGAUUGUAAUUUUUUUUAAUCACAAAUAUUCACUGUCAAUUUUUAAAGCAUACUCAAAAAUGUGCUUUAUGUAUACAAACAUUCACUUUAUAGAGAGGGAUAAUUAGAUUAUUUCUUUUGUCUUAUUAGUGUCGAGCGUAACCCCGUGUGUCUAAUGUGAGACGUUUUAUUUAUGCUUGCUUAGUGGAUAUAAGCAGUAUUGCUUUGCCAAAAUAUACAUUGUCUAUAUUCAUUACGUUUAGUGUCGGUUUGGUAGAGUAUAGUCCAUAGUAUGCGUUCUGUACGCAAACACUCAAAAUAGCAGAUAUAAAUAGUAUUGCUUUUUCUAAAUAUAUAGGAAUAAACUCGAACACGGUAUCAUGAGUAAAACUCUAGUACGCUAGUCUUUUAUUAAAGUCGAGUGACUUGUUACAUCCACUAUAUAUGCACAGGCUAAUCAGGGACGACACUAUACGCACAUGCAGUAUGCCCAGUUUCCUCAGAACACGACUCAUUUGAUCAACAACGCGCCCAUUUUAGCGCAAAAAAACUGAAACAAUACACGUACGGUUGUGUUUCUUUGUGGGUCAGUAUUUUUUUAAAUAAAAUCAUAUGAUGUACACGCCCUUGAUGGAUGAUGUUACUGUGUGUAACUGACAAUUGUGUAAAUUGUAUGCAGGGUGCAGGAUCAACGGGUUGCAUAGGGGUUACACACGGGCUGGACAGGAUGUAAGCACACCGUUACAAACUUUAUUUUUGCAAAUAUUUGAAGUUAAUAAAAUACAUUGGCAACAAUCGUUAAUGCAUAAGACAGUUUUUCUUGCUGUUUUCACUGGUAACUUAAGAUUAAAGAAUGAAUAAUUGAAAACGUCUCAAAACGGUGCCAAAAAUUCACGUUGCGUGCAGCAUAACCGUGUACAUGAAUACUGUACACUUCGAUUUUUUUUUUUACCAAGUACACAGGCUUAUUAUAUAAAGUAAUUCUGGUGUAUUUGACACUGUCAUAAGCAGCAUAAAACUGUCUUUUAUGCAAUAGUUGAAAUUCUUAAUAAAAAUUGUUUUAAAAUGUUAUCUCAAAAAAAAAACACUCGGUGUGUUUUCAUCCAUUAACAUUUAAUUGUGAACUCCACAAAGUCACGUGAUCCUGCACCCUGUAAAGUUUAAUGUCAUUAAUUCACCAAAUUUAUUUCAACAGUCGUGCUUUUUUAGGAAACACUAUUUAUUAAGAAUAAUUAAAACAGUAGUCUAAAGAAUCUGAUAUAACUUGUAGAAGUUGGAAUAAGUUCGCAUGUACAUGCAGUUUGUAACAGAAGUUGGACUUUUUUGUGCGUAUUUACAUACGUGUUCUUGCAGACAAAGAAGAGUUGUAAGAAUACAUCAUUGGCAUAUGAUACAUUUUUAAGCAUAUGUUAAAUACGCCAGAAUUUUUUUUUAUAUACUGUGCAGGUAUUUUCUAUCGUCGCCGUCGCAUG
Messenger RNA from Dreissena polymorpha, 2874 nucleotides. RefSeq lists its product as uncharacterized. Bases 870 to 1259 code for a protein of 129 amino acids. NCBI's taxonomy places the organism in Eukaryota, Metazoa, Mollusca, Bivalvia, Myida, Dreissenidae. The record is from RefSeq and is a predicted model, not a curated record. The transcript has 9 exons.